CACAAACACAAGAAAAAUUCCAGGAAGCAGAAGUAGAAGAUGGAAGUGAAGAAAAUGUGUUAGAGAGGACUAAAGAAGUAGAAAAGGGCAAAUGUGGGGAGAAGGAAAAAGCUGGGGGAAGCAACAAACAAAAUCACGAAGAAGGCAUGAGGGGUGUGGAAGAAAGUGUUGGCAGAGGGGUGAACAAUGAGGAGGAAAAUUGGGAAGAUUUGAACACCCAAUUUGUGAAUGAGUUAAUCACAAGUGUGGAUGAAGUGGAGAAACUUGUAUUAGGCGAAAAAACUUCAGAGGAGCAUAGUCGAAAGGGAGAGAAAGUUGCAAGUGUGUGUGUCCAGGAGAUAGCGCAAGGAACUGGAAGUACAAGUGUUCAUGCAGACGUGAACAUAGAAAAGAGUGUUGAGAUCACAUGUGGUGCCGAUACAAGACCUAAACGAAAUGCAAGAUCACCAAACAAAUAUACACCAGCAGAGAAUGUGGUGGCUGCAAAGAGGAGACGGAAAGAAAGAGCGAGAAAAAGUGAGGAGGACCACUUUUUACCGGCUAGAAAGUAUGGACCAUUUGCAGAAAACCCAACUGAAUCUCCACCGGAAGAAGAAGUACGGAAGUUAGA
This is a messenger RNA of Cuscuta europaea, 610 nucleotides long. Lineage: Eukaryota; Viridiplantae; Streptophyta; Magnoliopsida; Solanales; Convolvulaceae. The record is from the annotation of a GenBank genome assembly.